UCCCAACAGACUGCUCUCGCGUCCUCGAUGCCGUAAAUCUCCUGCAUCUCCUCGUUCAUCUCGCCCUUUUUCAAGCAGGUAGCCUCCAGAAAGCGUACCCUGCUGUCUCACAGGGUCUUAUCGAUCGGCACCACAGCUCCCCGCACUCCCGCUUCCGCGUCCGCGCCGAGCGAGCACGUCACACCUACUCGUCUCAGAGCUCCAACGCCCGGAAACGGCGGCACCUGGCGCCAUAUAGAUCCCGUCAUCUUUUCCUCAACAUAUCGCGCUGUCAGACUGCAAGUCAGUCGCGCUCGAUGUUAUAAAGGCGCCUCCGUCCGUAGGUAGCCUUGCCAGCCAGAGCUGUUCUGUCGAUCAUCAUACCUCCCGUCCGGGGCCAUCCGCUCCCCGCAUGCCAUCCCCAUAACGACACCUCCACAACCCACCAGCAGAAAGCUCUCAACCACGACGAUGCUGUCCCCAUCCUCGCCGUUCCCACACUUCCUCAUCCCCAGCAUCCCCUUCCGCCGUCGACGCAGCAGCGCCGCCACAACCUCCACCAUCGCCAGCGACGGCUCGGGCAGCAGUCCCAGCAGCCCGAGUAACAACCCCACAUACCUCUCAGGCUCAACCUCGCACCUACAAUGCACGCGCUGCCUAGCCGACCUCUGCUUGGCCUCCCAAAUCAUCAGCAAGGGCUUCACGGGGCGUCACGGGCGAGCCUACCUCGUCGCGCCCGCCCCCAGCAGCAGCGCCACAGCCCGCACGGCCGACCUGCCCAACACGCACACGCACAAGGCUGUCCCGCGCCAGCUGGUCACAGGCGCGCACACUGUCAGCGACAUCAGCUGCGCGCUGUGCGGCGCUGUGCUCGGCUGGAAAUACGUCGCAGCUGAAGAGGAGAGCCAGAAGUACAAGGUCGGCAAGUACAUCCUUGAGACGAAGCGCGUGUCGCGCGGCGUGUGCUGGGAGAAUGAGGAAGAGAAUGAGGGCGAGGGUGCCUUGCACGGGGCUGAGCGCGCGCUGUGCGCUGGCGGGAACGCGGGUUCCCGUGCGGAUGAUGACCAUAUUGAGUUUGAUAGCCAGGACGAGGAUGAGUGCGAAGACUUGUUCGCUGGUGUGUGGAGCCCGGCAUUGGCGAGGAAGAGGAGGAAGGGCCGCGCAUGGAGAGAGAACAGAGGUGCGACCGAGGAGAUAUGAGUGAGUGUGCACUCAUGAGUGCGGUUUGGGGAUGCCCAACAAGGUCCAGCGCAGAACGCUGGACGAUUUGAGACAACUGCGGAACCACUGGACGUCGAUCGCCCACCCAAGACUGGAAGAUUUACGACUUCUUUGAUUUUUUGGCUUUGGCAGGGCCAUAGUUGGCGUUCUGGCGUUAAUUCAAUGUAGGGAGUGCUGCUGGCAAGUCAACAAUGGCGGAGAACACUAACGACGAUUGAAAAUACGACAAUGAUACCCCUAUCUCCAUCCCCCAGCCGGACUGCGUUUUCUCUUGCUCAUUAUUUUCUUAUAACCUUGCUUCGAGGCAUGUAUUUCUAAUUAAUGAUUAGUAGUAUGCAACAUUAAUUCGUUUCUCACCA
Molecule: messenger RNA, 1559 nt
Organism: Aplosporella prunicola CBS 121167
Lineage: Eukaryota; Fungi; Ascomycota; Dothideomycetes; Botryosphaeriales; Aplosporellaceae
Exons: 1
Coding region: 451-1179 (242 amino acids)
Source: RefSeq, a predicted model, not a curated record